GUCGGGGGCCCAUGUCACCCACAUGCCGCGCACCUGCCGCAGCUGGGCGCGCAACGCGGACCUCAACCGCCGCUUUCGUCGUCACCGCCAUUCUGGACCCGGGACCCCCGCAAAAGCUGCAACGCAACAAGCCAAAGGGCGACUCUGUGGCUCGGCUGCUAAACAAUUGAUGAAUGCUCCUCCGCGCCUUGACAGAUUUGAAGCUGACAGACGCCAGAGCCGCGCAAAGCGUCAUCACCCUUCCAUCUCUCCUCCUUCCUCUCCACUCCACCGCCGAAUGCGCUUUCCACUUGCUCCACUCGCGUCCCUUCCAGUGGAGGUUCCUUCCUUGUGAUCCCUUCCCCUCCUGCUCUUCUCGGCCCCAUCCAGGUUACUCCCCUCGCUGCUUCUCGCUUCUCGCUGCUAUCGCCGCUCUCUCCUGCUCUCCUGGGAAUCCCCCGCGACGAUUUCUCGCAGCCAAGCCCCUCCUUCGCGUAUCGCUCUUCUCCACCUCCAACCAAAACCCACUCGUCAUUGUGGGUUGCCGUGGGUGCCGCUCGUCGUGUUUUAAACCGCUCGAGAAGAGGAGACACGGAGGAACGGCGUACCCUUAUUACGCUGUUUAUAACCAUCUAAAUAUCCACUCCCAACCCCCCCGCCCUCGGCCAAACCGCUGUCGCUCCUGACAACGCAGGCCCUCGCCUUUUUUGGCCCUGUCUGGUUUGUUCUGGUCUGGCCUUGUGCGGUGGUUGAGACAACACUAGCUUCAGAUUACCCUUGUUGGGACCCGAUCUCGUCGAAUGAGCCGUUCUCGCUGUGGCCGUUGAUCUCUCGGUUGCCCCUGUUAGCCGUUCUCACCUCGGCUCGACCAGUGUCGGGAGAGAGAAGGAAAGAGGGUUGAGAAGCAGAUCGCUUCGUGGACGUUGGAACUGGGCCCCUCACGCGACCUCUCACCUCACGACGACUUUCACCUUUUCGUGCC
Chaetomium fimeti is the source of this 961-nucleotide messenger RNA. RefSeq lists its product as uncharacterized. NCBI's taxonomy places the organism in Eukaryota, Fungi, Ascomycota, Sordariomycetes, Sordariales, Chaetomiaceae. Bases 174 to 665 code for a protein of 163 amino acids. The record is from RefSeq and is a predicted model, not a curated record. The transcript has a single exon.